Messenger RNA from Somion occarium, 1173 nucleotides. Lineage: Eukaryota; Fungi; Basidiomycota; Agaricomycetes; Polyporales; Cerrenaceae. The record is from the annotation of a GenBank genome assembly.
UGCAUGCCGAGUAUCGCGCAGCUGGAGCAAAGGCAUAACCUCAUUGCUAUACAAGCACGUCACGUUGGCUACUCCCGAGCAAGUUCGCCUCUUUCUCAGGAUUCUGAGGACAAGUCAAUGCCCAAUUGAGCUCGUGGAGAAGAUAAUUCCGGUAGAUCACAGAAAGAUCUCGAUGGAUCAGAACGUAGACACCUACAAUCGCCGUGUUUUGGUUCAAAUGCGCGAGGACGUUCGUUCCGUCUUCUCUAUCCGCAAAGGCGUUCAGGGCUUCACCGUCAAUUUCAACCGCACGUCUGACCCUAUCGGUGACGUGGUCGCGAAGGAUUGAUUGCUCUUAUAAACCUGGACCUUCGAUACAUGGUCAUCGACGGUUCGAACACUCACUUCUUGUAUAGCAAUCCUCUUGCCCCUCGCUUCCUUUGUCGUCUCGAGUCGAUUUGCUAUCAUUACCUUUAUCAUCCCGUUGGCCAACGCCUAAGCGACUUCCCUGCCCUUAAAAGUCUCCAGUUCGCUCACGGCUAUUGCGAAAUCAAUCCGGUUAAGCUGACGACGUCUCUGGCAGAGUUGCAAUCGUUGCGCACAUUGGCGCUGUAUAACAUUGUGUUUGGACCUCAUAGUACUACACCGCUGAUGGCUGAGCCCGACAACUGCGCUCUCGUAUCCGCGAGGUCUCCAAUGCAUCCAUCUGGUUGGAGAGCAUGUAAUGCAGAUCAUAGAGUUCUGGGUUUGAGCGGGACAUACGAAAAGCAUCCAGACGUUGGUCCUUAAACCUAUGGAACCCGAACACGACUUCCUGUUGAUCUGGGACUUCCCGGAGCAUCUGGCUAGUUUGACCAUCCUCAUCCCUUGUGCAGCCGCGGUUGGCGCGCACUCUGCCACCACUUUCAGUUCUGCAGCUGUCAUCUCACGCUGGUUGGAAUGGGAUUGCCGGUCCUAAUCAGCACACGAUGCUUUGAAGCGCAUUGGCACUGUGCUGGUGGAUUGUGCUUUGCAUAAUAAGUUGAAGCGUGGGCUGGUCGAUAUGACCGUUAACAUGGACCGGAGAAUAUGUCCAAUAAUGGACGAGAUUCGUAACCAUCGCUCCGUCCUCGGUGUCCUCCUACAAAUUGGCCCAACUAUAAUCAACAUCGAUAAUUGGUUGUGUCGUACUCUGAACCUACAUCAGAUACAAAG